Molecule: messenger RNA, 2570 nt
Organism: Pelmatolapia mariae (spotted tilapia)
Lineage: Eukaryota; Metazoa; Chordata; Actinopteri; Cichliformes; Cichlidae
Product: acyl-coenzyme A thioesterase 1-like
Exons: 4
Coding region: 124-1374 (416 amino acids)
Biological process (GO): acyl-CoA metabolic process; fatty acid metabolic process
Molecular function (GO): fatty acyl-CoA hydrolase activity
Source: RefSeq, a predicted model, not a curated record
AUGACGCGCAUCGAUCGGGAAGGGGUCUGUAGUCUGUGAGAGCGAACACCGUGCUUUAGAUUAACCAGAUUUAGUAAAACAGUAGUUGGAUCCACCCGCCUCGUCUUUGAUCUUUCAGAAAAGAUGUCCUCCCAAGUCAGGCUGAGGCUGCUGCCGAGCACCAGGUGUCUGUUUGAUGAAUCCGUUCAGCUGAAAGUGGCCGGGCUGCGGUCAAGGCAGGUGGUCACUAUCAGAGCCACAUCGACCGACGAGAGAGAAGUGGUGUUCGGCUCUUCAGCCACUUACAGGGCAGAUGAUGGCGGCGAGGUCGACCUGAACAGAGACCCCUCACUCAACGGGAGCUACGUUGGAGUGCAGCCCAUGGGUCUGCUGCAGUCACUGAAGGCAGACACUUUGCACAAGUACUUCUUCAAGAACAAAGCUCUGAACCCUCACGUGGUGAAGUUUUCUGUGCAUGAGCAGGAGGGGGACGGCAGGAUGCUGGCAGAAGAGACAAACGAGAGGUUUUUGAUGGGAGACGGGGUCAGUCGGGACCCAAUCAAAGAGGGGAGCAUACGAGGAGUCUUGUUUACACCCCCAGGAGAAGGUCCGUUUCCUGCUGUAUUGGAUCUGGGCACCUUCAUGUCUGAGAAAAGAGCCUGUUUGCUGGCCAACAAAGGGUUUCUGGUCCUCACGAUAGCUGUGUUCAAUGACAGACAAAAUAUGAAAGAGAUACAUCUGGACCCCUUUAAAGAAGCUGUGGAUUUCUUACGCCACCACCCCAAGGCGGGCAGUAAAGGAGUCGGCAUAAUAUCAAGAUCAAAGGGAACGGAUAUCGCACUCUCUCUUGCUGCGUUCGUGCCCGGUGUCCAGGCCUUAGUUUGGAUCAAUGGCACCAGUGCCAGUGUGGGCACUCCCCUCUACUACAAGAAACAGCAGAUCCUGUCACCCUUAAUGUUUGACUUCAGCAAGGUGAUUACCACUAAGUCUGGAGCAAACCUUAUCAAGUAUGCUAUUGAAGAUCCCCUGGAAGAGAAGAACAAAGGAAGCCUCGUCCCCAUUGAACGAGCCAAGAGCCAGUUCCUCUUUGUGGCUGCAGAGGACGACCUCAACUGGGACAGCAAGGCCUACAUGGACGAGAUGGUGGAGAGACUGAAGCGUCAUGGGAAGGAGAACUUUGAGACUGUUUUUUAUCCUGGAGCUGGACAUUUGCUGGAGCCACCCUAUGGACCCUUCUGCUCCUCUGCUUUACAUGGGAUGCUUAGCUUCUCAGUGGUGUGGGGAGGGGAGCCCAGGGCCCACGCAGCAGCAGAGAUCCACCUGUGGAAGAAGAUCCAGGAGUUCUUCAGAACUCACCUGAGUUGUGAUGCUGCACAGACUAAAGCCAAUUUAUAAACAGGAUUAGAAAGGAAAGAAAACAAAACAACAACAACUAUUGAAUAUAUUAUUUUAUUUGCUUGUGAAUAUUUUCCGUUCCUGUCUUUGAAUGCAUUUCAUGUUUGAUUUUAAUAUCAGAAUACUUUAAUAAUCCCUAAGGAAAUUAUGGUAAAUGGCCUGUAUUUAUAUAGCGCUUUACUAGUCCCUAAGGACCCCAAAGCGCUUUACAUAUCCAGUCAUCCACCCAUUCACACACACAUUCACACACUGGUGAUGGCAAGCUACAUUGUAGCCACAGCCACCCUGGGGCGCACUGACAGAGGCGAGGCUGCCGGACACUGGCGCCACCGGUCCCUCUGACCACCACCAGUAGGCAACGGGUGAAGUGUCUUGCCCAAGGACACAACGACCGAGACUAUCCAAGCCAGGGCUCGAACCGGCAACCUUCCGAUUACAAGGCGAACUCUUAACUCUUGAGCCACGUGGGUUAAAGUUACUCCAGGACAACAGUAACUUCUUCCUCACCUCAUCCAGCUCUUUUGACUGCUGCUGAGCUCCAAAGCUUUUUACCUGUUUGGAAUUUGUGUUGACUGAAUACAUAAAUACAUAAAUCAAGUUUAAUACAACGGCAGCUAUCUUUAAAAGAAAGAAUGGAAAUAAAUGAAAUUUUUGUUCAUCCUGUGAGUGACCAUCCUACAGCUAUCUGGGUAAGGUCACUACCAGAAAACAGCAAGGAAGGAGACCAAAGAUGCCACCUAGGAGAUAUCGCUACAGAAUACAUGUUACAAUACAAAUGCGUACACACACACACACAGGAACAAAAGGUUAAACCAUACAAGACCAACUUCAAGUUAAAGAACUGCAUUAUUAUAGCACAUUUCUAAAACAUAUUUCACUACCACAGUAGUACAAGGAUGAAAAUGGCAGCACAGAAAACUAGCACAUUAAUCAUCAAUGCUGCUCUUUUUUAUGAUAAUAACAAUGUAUUUUAAAAUAAUGAUGUAUUGAAAAACAAGACAAAUUAAGUGUAAAAACCUGUGACUUGUAGUUGUGAAAGUAUUCGCACCACUGUCAACUACAGCAGACUCCAAAUGCGAUUUUGUCAUCCUUUAAUAGAUAGAAAAUGGAUAAAUUAAACUAGAAAUGACUAAGUCCUACAUUUGUGAGUGUUAAACAAAUGUAUUCCUGCUUCAGACUGUAACUGUAAUGACAGA